Entrophospora candida is the source of this 7527-nucleotide messenger RNA. NCBI's taxonomy places the organism in Eukaryota, Fungi, Glomeromycota, Glomeromycetes, Entrophosporales, Entrophosporaceae. The record is from the annotation of a GenBank genome assembly.
AUGAAUGGAGAUACAAAAUUAAUACUAUCACUAAUUGCAAAAAUUAAUAUGAAAUUACCAUGUAAUAGCGGUAAGAAAUUAGAGGGUUUAGAAUCGGAUCCUUUAAUAUUGCAUACGGUAAAUUCCAUAGUCGAUUUAUCAAGAUAUAGACUUAAUGUUAUAGCAAAUAAUCUUGCACAUUUAUUAGAGACUAUAUCAAAGACAACAUUACCGAAUGCUAGUGAAGAAAACAUUCCAAUUGAUAUUUUACAAUCUCAAUUAUUCAUUAUUAAAAUACUUUCAGCAUGUGUAAUAAAUCAUUGGACAUUUGUUCGAGGAACAAAUCAUUCAUCUGAGCCAUUAGUAAAACAAAUACAAUCAGAAACUACACAAACACAUUUGGAUUCCAAAUCUAAUCAUAAUGAUCAUAAUUUCACAAAUGGUCAUAGAGUAUUUAUAUUACCAAAAUCAUUUGAUGAUCCUCCUCCUAUAGAUGAUUCUCUUGCAAAAUAUAUUUUAAGUGUUUUAUCAAGGUUUCUUAGACAAAUGGCUAAUUUAGAAGAUAAUACUAAUAGUGAUAGGCAAACUUCAAUUAUAAAUGCUCAAGAUCAGGCUUCAAUAAAUUUAUUUGCAAAUUUAAAUUCAAGUUCAUCCAAUAUAUUUGAAAUUAUUACAGAUAUUUAUAGGAAUGCUGGUCAUGUCAUUUUUUACAUAAGUGCCUCAAAUUGGAAUGUUGUGUUUUCAAGAAUUAAGAACAGAAUAGGUUAUUUGACAUCUACAAAUGAUGAGAGACCAGAGACUGCGGAAUUAAAGUUUUUGGAAUGCUCUGAUUUAAAUUCAAAAAGAUUGUCAAUAGUUAUACAAGAGCUAUGUGGUUCAUUUCUUAAUCUUAAAAAGACGGCACAAUCAGCAAUGGCCCAGGUUUUACGUAAAUCUAUUUGGAAUUGGAUUAAAAAUUUUCCUGAAGAAUUUGUAGCUUUAUGUCAAAGCCAAAAAAAACUGGAGGGUGGACCUGAAAUUUUAUUUGAUAUUUGUAGUAACAUAACUGAUAAUAGUCGUAGAAAAAAAAUUUUUUGGCCAUUACAAACAAUGUUGUUGAUUUUAUGCCCUGAUAUUCUUUCAAAAAAAGUGGCUUUUCUUGAAACUUUGAAAAUUUCUCUAAAAAGAUCUCGUUCAGCUGAAGUUGCUAUUGAAUGUUGUGUUGAUAUAUGUAAAGCUUCAACUUAUGUAUCUAGGAAAGAUUCGUUGGCUUUACGUUUGAUUGUACCAGAAAUCGAGAAUGAUUUACGGGAAAGACUUUUUGAUCCUGUUAGAAGUUUGACAUAUGAUAAUCAAUUUAAUCAAAGCCUUAUGACUGAUUGUUUGACUGCAUUAUUCAAAUUAAACAAUACUACUUUAAGAUCAUUUAUUCCAGUCUGUUUAAAUGAAAAUGCACCAAGUGUUUUCAAAUUAGUAUUGGUUAAAAGCUGUUAUGCUAUCGCUUCAGAGGAAAAUAAAUUUCCUUGGAACCCGCAGCUUUUAACAAUGUAUCCUGUUCUUGCCACACCGCUUCGAAAUUUAUUUCAUCAAUAUAUUACCAGUCGUGAUAGGUUAGAUGUUAAGAAAAAGAAGCAAACAAGAGAAAGACCAGAUGAAAUUAAUGAGAGAAUGGAAAUUAUUUUAACAAUUUUGAAAUUAUAUAAAUCUGAUCCUUUGUUAGUACUUGUACAUAGUGAUGCAAAUGAGAACCCUGAUGAGAUUCGAAGGGUCAUUUAUGGGAUGACUUUAUGUGUAAAUGAUCACAAUCCUGUAAUUCGCACCACUGCAGCUGAAACAUUAAUAAAGCUACACGAUUUAAAAUAUAUUGAACAAUGGAGUUCAAAUGAUAAAAGGAUGCGUAGUUUUUGGGUUAUUAGUUCACAAGUUAUGUUAGCUAUUGCUAGACAAACAUUGGAAUAUAAAGAAUCCGAAGAGAGUACAAAAUAUUUGCUUGGUCUUUUACUUCAAUUAUUUAAACGACAUAAUGAAUUUUUAAAAGCUCAUAAGGAUGAAUCUCACAUUGGCAUUAAUAUACCUGAAAGGCUUGGUUGUAAUAUUGUACUUGAAGUUGCAUUAUUAGUUUUGUUAUGCUCAUCAGACACAGAAAUUUGUUCAAUGUCAAUGAGUUGUUUUGGUCAUUUAUGUCAAGAGGCUCAGUUGUUAACUACUGAACUUAUAGGUGAUGAAGUAGAUGUUCAAGCUGUUCCACAUUCAGAAUUACCAAUUAUAAAAAAUAUAGAUGUAUAUUUGGAGUUAUCUUCAAGAUCAUACAUAGUUCCAGGACGAAUAGCACAACAAAGACACAUAAGAAAGUUACUUCGUUUGAUAAAGGUACCCACUCCUGGAAAUCUUGCGGCAUGGGAAGAAGUUUAUAAACGUUGGAAAGUAUUGACACCAUUGAUUGCAAGGUCAACAGAUGACCAAAUAAUAUCAGAAGAUAUGAGCAAAAAAAGAAUGCCAAAAUUUGGACAAACUAAUCAAUUUAGUGUAGUGCCUACAGACUCUCAAUCAAAUGAAUGGCUAAAUUACACUGGAUUUCUUGCAGCAAUGGGAGGGUGCUGUGUUAAUGAAAAGCAGAUAAAUAUAAAUGGUGAUGGCAAAUCUUAUGAUUCUUUAGGAAAUGAGUAUAAUGAACAUAUAAUUGUAGGUCCUCGAGGAUCUGAUUAUCAUUCAAUGGCCGAACAAUUUGUUCAAGAAAUGUUUGAUUUGUUAGUAUGUGAUACAAUUUAUGUUCGUGAAAAUGUUAGGGAGGUGCUUGGUUCAGAAUUGAGCCCAAGAUUAUAUGUUAUUCUUUUUCGAAAUCUUGAGUCAGUUGUUUCAAGAUCUUUUGAUGCAGAUGGAGAAGCAAAGUCAAAUGAAAGACGUACAAUUUUUGUGGAACAAGCAAUAUCUAUUUUGAGAUUGAUACUUGAACGUAUUCAAGAUGCAUCUGAAAAUUUAUAUACAGUUGAUCUUGGUGGACUUGUUUUAUCAUUUGCCCAAUAUUUAAAUAGACUGGAAUCCAGUAGUGUGGCACUUCGUAUCAAAAAAAAGAUGUGCCAACUUGCUGAAGUAUUAAUGAUCAAGAAAGAUUAUAUUACCCUUCGACAAGAGAUUAAAUUAAGAAAUAGGUUAUUAGAAAUAUUUAUUGACUGGACAGUGGGUUGUUCUAUGAAAACUGAUGGGAAAAGUAACAAUGAUAUUGCAUUGAGUAAGAAUGAGCGAAUGCAUUAUGAUUUAGAUCGGGCUUGUUUAAAAGCAAUUGUUUCUAUUUUGGCACAAUUACCCUUGCAACCAUCAGAGACAAUACAUGAAGCAGAUCUUAGCAUUGUUAAAUCACAUUUAUUUUAUAAAUAUUUCGCAUUUUUCACAAAAUUGUUAAAUCGAUGUCGUAUUUUAGAAGCCAUUGAUAGCGGAACACAAUCCACAAAAAAUAAUCAUGAUUUACAAUUGCUUUUGUCAAGGUCUAAAGAAUUUGUCAAAGAUCUAGGUCCAUUGAAAGAUUACGCUAUUUUGGCUUUAAGUAAUUUACUUAGUGCUAAUGUGGAUUCAGGAUUAAAGCAUUCUCUUUCAAUGGGUUACCAUGAAGAUACCAAGACAAAAACUGCUUUUAUGCAAGUACUUACAAACAUAUUAAAUCAGGGCACUGAAUUUGAGGGACUUGCAGAAAAUGCAAUGAAUGAUAGAUUUGAUAAACUUGUGGAGUUAAUAACUGAUUCUGAUUUGAGUAUUGCACUUUCUCUUUGUGAAGUCUGUCCUGUGUCUGAUAUUGAUGAAGUCUCCCAAGUACUUUUUGCUGUUUUUGAUUCACGUCAUAAAACCAUGUCUUUGCUAAAAGCCAUUAUUGAAAAAGAGGUAACAAAUACAGAAUCCGAGUCAGAUUUGUUCCGUCGCAAUUGUAUGGCCACUCGUGUGUUGGCAGCCUUCUGCAAAACUUAUGGAGCUGAAUAUUUACAUAACACGUUACAGCCACUUUUGGCAAAUUUGUUAAAUCAACAAAAAGAUUUUAGUUGUGAACUUAAUCCUGCAAAUUUAGGACCUGACGAAGACAUUUCAAAAAAUUUACAGAAUUUGAUAAACACUACUAAAUCAUUUUUAGAUGGUAUAUGUGCAUCAGGACGUAAUAUGCCAAUAUUAUUUCGAGAAGUUUGUCAUUGUAUUGGAAAAUCUGUAGAAGAAAAAUAUCCACAGGCAAAAUAUACAACUAUUGGUGCUUUUAUAUUUCUUCGAUUUUUUAACCCAGCUAUUGCGGCACCAAAUAAUGAAGAUCUUAUUAAAAAUGCGAAAAUCCGCCGAACAUUAUUGCUAGUUACCAAGGUUAUACAGAAUCUGGCAAAUAAUGUUCUUUUUGGUGCAAAAGAACCUCAUAUGAUUAUGUUGAAUGCUUUUUUGGGUGAUAAUAUUCUUAAGAUGACUGCCUUUCUUGAAGAAAUUUCUAAAGAAUUACCUAUUAAUACACUUGCCGAACACGAACCGAGGGAGGCAUCUAAUAUAAAUAGAUUAAGUGAUGCUAGUCAGAAAGCAUUCCAUAGACAUCUUGUUGAAAAUCAAGAAAGGAUUGCCAAAGAUCUUCAAACAUGUAGGGUAAAAUCUAUUAGCUCUACAGGGCACAACAAUAUAUCUUUAGAUUGUAUUCAUGCAAAUAAAAAGACUUGGGAUAAAAUUUCAACCCUUCUUGCACAAAUUGGUCCACCAGUUGAAAGUCAGAAGAAAGAUUUUGCUGUCAUUGGAACAAAUCAUUUUGAAACAAAUAAUCAGCUUUUUUCAGAAUUUAUGCGUAGAAAUGCAAAUAGAAAUAUUGAUUCAAUAGUAUCUAAAGAAAUAUUUUACAAAGGAGGUAUUUCAAAGGAAAAAAGGCCCAUAUUUUAUUUAAUUUUACGUAGGCUUGAGCCCGAUUGCAUAGAUAUGGAUCUUUUGAUGUAUCAUAUUUUACAUACUAUUGAGCCAUUUAUGAUCAAACCAUAUGAAAUUCUCAUUGACUUGACUAAAUCUGGGCAAUCUAAUGAAAUACAAUCUCAAUGGAUUCAACAAUUUAUUCUAAUUCUUCCAUUCCAUACCGCCAAAAAACAAGAUUUAAUUUUUGGAUUGAGCUGUCAACUUAACGAUGUAUUUCAUAUAUCAGAGAUUGAGGACAUAACAUUUUCAUCUAAUGAAAGUGAUAACAAUGAAUUUUCAAUUAAACAAAAUGGUAGACCAUUUACAUUUACAAGUCAAAUAAGGGACACAAUUAUCCAGGCCAUUCGCACUUCUAAAGCAAGAUACCAGAUAGCAAAACCCAUUAAAGACACCGAAAGAAUUUUGAGACCAAAUGAUGUACCAGGAACUUUGUUAAAUAUGGCAUUAUUCAAUAUUAUAAGCGAAGAUCCUAACCUUAGACUAGCUGCAUAUAAUUUGUUAGUUUCUUUAAGUAAUGUAUUUAAUUUUGAUAUGGGAAAUCAAUUAUUGGCCACAAAAGCAAACAAUACAAAUUUUGUAGUUGGAAUAAGUGAAAAACUUGCUGCUUCAGAAAGUCGACUUACUCUUGAUUUUCUAAUGGAAUUUUUUGUUGGUUUUAAUAAGUCAAGUGUGCCGAUAAAACAUUUAUGUCUUCAAUAUAUGGCUCCUUGGUUGUUAAAUUUAGGUCAAUUUAUUAAAAAUCCAUCAGGAAAUCCGCAAACAGUUGAUAAAACAAGAGACAUAAUCCAAAAACUGAUUGAUCUGACAGCAAGAGAAACUAAUUUAUAUACCACGGUUCAAUCUAAAAUUUGGAGUACUUUAGCCAAAGUAAAUGAAAUUACCGAUUUAAUAAUUGAUGAAUUUUUGCAAUAUGCUGUUGAACAUGGUAUAAAUUCUAUGCAAUCUGAAACUGUAGCCAAUACCAUAGUAACUUUCUCUUCACCAAGCAUCCGUGGAAAAGUAAUAGCCAAAUUGAGAAAGGUUAUUGCAGGAACUUCUUUAAAAGCAACAAGAACCCUUACAGACAACCCUGCAUGGCCUGAAAUUGCAGCUUUGGUUCGAUUUAAUUUAAUGUUAUCGUUUAAUGAUGAAAAUAUUCACCAAUAUCUGCCUGAAUUAUUUUAUAUUGUUUCGAUUUUGGUAGCAACUGGCCCUCCAAUUAUAAGGACAUCAAUUCAUGGACUUAUUGUAAACUUAGUUCAAUCACUGUGUACAUCAGUUCCAUUAGAAGAUUCCAAUAUGAAAAAACUCAGUUUAUUAUUGAAUGAAUUAUCUGAACCUAAUUACCGUUACUUUUUUGGAUUAAACAAUGUUUUUGGAAAUGCCUUUGUGAUUUCUCCAGAAUCUAUUAAUGAUAUAUCAGAUAGUAUGCCUUUAGCAUCAUUAGAAAAGAUUGUUCAAGCUCUUUUGGAUGUGAUGAUAUUUGGUUCUGCUUCAGCUGGUGGAGCACGUUGGUUGGGGCUUGUUGCAAGUACAGCUUUUCAACAUAAUCCAGCAAUACAACCUAGAGCAUUUGUAACGUUAGGAUGUUUGGCACGUGAAGAAGUUGAUGAUGAUCUUUUAUAUCAAAUAUUGGUAGCAUUGAGAGGAGCAUUGUUAAUGUUUACAGAAAAUGAUUGUUUGCUUAUAAUAAGCAUUGUUAUGUGUCUUACAAACAUUGUAGAAAAUUUACCAUCAGGUUCACGUUAUUUGUUACCAUUAUUUUGGCUAGCCAUUUCACUAAUUCAAAUUGGUCAUGUUCCAAUAUUUCCAAGUGGAAUAUCAUUAUUACAAGAAGUUUUACGGGCUCUAGAUAACAAUAAGGUCUUUGAAAAUAAAGAUAUUGCUAAAGUACUUCUAAAUGCUAGAAUUCCAUUGGAAGAAAUCAGCAUAAAAAUGGACAGCGAAACAGGGUUAAAUUUUGAGUAUUUUUCAUUCGCGAUUGCAGCUACAUUACUUAAAGGAUUGAAAAAUCCAAUCACGAAAACUGGUACUCAAAGUUUAUUAAUGUCAUUUUUAGACAUAGCAUCUAGAGUUGGGAAUAAACGUCAAAAUGACAUUAUAGAUGCUAGUAUGCUAGGUUAUCUCGCAGUAUUGUUGCCAGUAUCGGCCAAUAACCAGGAUAUGAAAGAAUUGUUAUGGCUUUGUGGAAUUGAUGAUUGCGAGAUUGAUAAUCCCGAAUUAACAACAACCUAUUUUAGAAUGUAUGAUAAAUUGGACAUACCAAAUGACAAAGUCGCUUUUCUAUUAAUUUCAUUGAUGAUAGCAAUUUUAGAUAAUGCAGAAAACGAGUCUGAAAAAUUGUUCCUUUAUGGAUUUUUGGCCGAAACUGCUAAAGCACUACCUGAUGUUUUUUCAUUAGUAUAUGACAAUUUGCGUCCCAAAUUGGCACAUAUGAUAAAUAAUUGUGAGACGAUAUCGAUUCUUGAUUCAGUCCAAUCCAUUCUUUACACAAUUGUAUCAUCGGAAACUGAACUCCAGUUAAAGGGUAGUAAAAAACAAAUGCCAUCGUAUCUUGAAGAGCUUGGAUUUUCUAAUUUGAUGGAAUGUGGUUCAUUUCAAAAUAUUACUAAAGAAAAAAUGAAAAUAAAUGCAUUAUUAGCAAGUGAUUUGGUUGAUAAAAUAAUAAAUGGAUAA